AUGACUCUCAAACUCUCACAGUCCUGUUCAGCCUCGGUGAGAUGGCUGAGUCUGGGCUACAAGAAAGCAGUACUGGCAGGGACCGUCGCUGUGCCCACCAUCUGCGCUGAGCCAGAUUUUGUGGUCACCUGGAGGACAACUGUGAGCAUCUGGUGUCAGGGAAUCUUUGAGGCUCUGGAGUAUCAUCUGGAUAAAGAAGGAAGCCCGUCACCCUUGUAUAGACAGACUUCACCAAAGAACAAAAACAAGGUCAAUUUUACCAUCUCCUUCUUAGCAGAUCAUCAUGCAAGGAGGUAUCAUUGCUACUAUCUGAGCCCUGCUGGCUGGUCCAAGCGUAGCGACCCACUGGAGCUAGUGGUGACAGACUCACAUUCCCAGGACCACAGCGUGGAGAAUAUCAUUCGAAUCACUUUGGCUGCUUUGGUUCUGGUGAUUCUUGGAAUUCUGCUGUUUCAUGCAGAGAAGGACAUCAGAGCAUAAUGGUUAUAUUUAGGCAAGAAAGAGGACUCAUGCAAUGGAAGAUAGUUGAAUGACGGAAAGAAUACAAGCAAUGCACAAUGAUACA
Messenger RNA from Meriones unguiculatus (Mongolian gerbil), 565 nucleotides. Its product is annotated as leukocyte immunoglobulin-like receptor subfamily B member 4. Gene Ontology annotation, molecular function: inhibitory MHC class I receptor activity. The transcript is spliced from 4 exons. The record is from RefSeq and is a predicted model, not a curated record. Lineage: Eukaryota; Metazoa; Chordata; Mammalia; Rodentia; Muridae. Bases 1 to 480 code for a protein of 159 amino acids. Gene Ontology annotation, biological process: cytokine-mediated signaling pathway.